Molecule: messenger RNA, 1257 nt
Organism: Capsella rubella
Lineage: Eukaryota; Viridiplantae; Streptophyta; Magnoliopsida; Brassicales; Brassicaceae
Product: probable disease resistance protein RPP1
Exons: 2
Coding region: 1-1257 (418 amino acids)
Biological process (GO): signal transduction; defense response
Source: RefSeq, a predicted model, not a curated record
AUGUCUGAAACUGAAGUUACCCUUCAAAAGUUCGAUGUCUUUCUGAGUUUCAAUGGAGACGAUACUGGUCGUAACUUCAUCAGUUUUCUCUUCACAGAAUUGAUAAAAAAGAAUGUUAAAAUUCCACCCUUCAAAUAUGACCGGCAGAUAUCUCCGGAGCUCGAACGCAUAUCGCCUGAGCUCGAACGGGCCAUUGGGGGUUCUAGAUUCGCCGUCGUUGUCGUCUCUGAGAAUUACUCUGCUUCUCCUUGGUGUCUGGAAGAGCUUGUGAAGGUUAUGGAAUUCGUAAGAGAGGGUUCGAUCACCGUGAUACCCGUCUUUUACGACGUGGAUCCGUGCCAUGUGAGGAGGCAGAUUGGGAAAGUCGCUGAACACUUCAAGAUGCAUGAGGGUAGAGAAGACCAUGAGAAGGUGCUUUUUUGGAGGCAAGCAUUGAAAGAUUUGGGGAAUGUCUCCGGCAUCUGUUCAUCUAAAUGGGAAGAUGACUCAAAGAUAGUAGACAAAAUUACUGAGCUGAUAUCAAAAAAUCUGAUGAUUGAUACAACAAGAAUUAAUGGGAGUGACCUUCAGGGGAUUUAUGCACACAUGAAAGCUUUUAACCGAUUAUUGAAUUUGAGCUCUAAGAAAAGUGUAAGAGUGAUUGGGAUUUGGGAGAGAGGAAGCAAGAAAAGAUCGGUUUUAGCUAAAUUUGUUUAUCAGAACAUUCAUCAACACUUUGAAAGCCAUUUUUUCCUGGAAAGUGAGAAAAUGGUUUAUAAGGAUCGUCACAUGUUGCAUCUCUUUGAAGAGAGGAUGAGUCAAUUAAGAGUCAAGAACAAAAAGGUUUUGCUUGUGGCUGACGACAUCAAAAAGCUUGAACAGUUCGAUGCUCUUGCAGAUAAUUUCAACAAUUUUGGUCCGGGGAGUAUAGUUAUCAUCACUACACAAGACAAGCAGGUGCUUUCCUCUUCAGGCAUAAAUCUUGUUUAUGAAGUAGAGUUUCAGAGAUUCUUGGAAGUUCAUGGACAUUUCAGGCAAUUAGCCUUCAAAGAGAAAGACAUUUCUGCUGCGUUCGAUUUGUCUUUGUAUAGGGCAACAAAUCUUGCAAAUGAAUGUUUUGGUUAUCUACGUGGUGGAUCACAAGAUCUGGUUCGCCGGAAUCAGUUUAUAAAGCAAAGUCCCAUUAUUUUUUCAGCAGUAGCUACUUGUUUUUUCUCUCCUUCAUGUUUUGGGUACUUUUAUUUUGCUUCCCUUUUGUGUACUAAGGCUCUUUUGUAA